UCAAACUUCAAAGACUACUCGACUACUCUGGCAAACCCAUUGGGGGAAAACUUUGGUUGUUUGGGAAAAAACAGCCUGAGCUGUUUGGGAGCUUCUUGCGCUACAGCCAGAGAGGGCGAGAUAACUGCUGAGCAAUAAGUUGUCGGUCGGUUGGCCGGUUACUGGAUUUGGUAAUUUAUGGGUACUAUUCAUGGGCGUUGCUCGACCAUCGUCGCAAGAGUCGAAACGGCUGAAACGGAUCCUUUUUCCGAUUGAAGGACGUCAGUUGAAGCUGUUGACGAUAAUGAAGAUAAUAAAAACCCACCAAAACAAGCUGCUUAGACCACUGACCACCGAGGGUGCUCUACAAUGGAGACGAAGAUGUUGUCAUUGCCGUACGCUCACGUCGAUUACAGCUUAAGAGCUUUAUCUGGACAGGCAGAGGGUUUUGGACGAUUCGCCAUCGGUGGUCUUCACGGACCUCUUUAUCAUGUCACCACUUUAGCAGAUGAUGGUCCUGGAUCUUUACGUGAUGGAUGUCGCAGAAAAGAGCCACUCUGGGUUGUUUUUGAAGUUUCGGGCACAAUUCAACUUUUGUCUUACUUGAGUGUAUCAUCAUAUAAGACAAUUGAUGGCCGGGGUCAAAGGAUAAAAUUAACAGGCAAAGGUAUUAGGAUGAAGGAAUGCGAGCAUGUAAUUAUAUGCAAUCUGGAGUUUGUAGGUGGUAGAGGACCUGAUGCUGAUUGCAUUCAAAUAAAACCCAAAUCAAGACACAUAUGGAUAGACCGCUGCAGUUUGCGUGAUUAUGAUGAUGGGUUGAUUGAUAUCACACGUGAAAGCACGGAUAUUACCAUCUCUAGAUGUCACUUUUCACAGCAUGACAAGACCAUUCUUAUUGGAGCAGACCCCACUCAUACUGGUGACAGAUGUAUUCGAGUGACUAUUCACCAUUGCUUUUUUAAUGGGACCAGACAGCGGCACCCUCGUGUUAGAUUUGGAAAGGUUCAUCUAUACAACAAUUACACUAGGAACUGGGGUAUAUAUGCUGUUUGCGCCAGUGUAGAGUCACAGAUAUACUCUCAGUGCAAUAUAUACGAGGCAGGACAGAAGAAGGUCACUUUUAAAUAUCUGACAGAAAAGGCAGCAGACAGGGAAGAGGGCAGAUCGGGAUGCAUAACUUCUGAAGGCGACCUUUUCCUAAAUGGAGCUCAAGCAUGUUUGUUGACAGAGGCUUCCGAACAGGGCAUGUUCCAUCCAAGUGAACAUUACCCGAAAUGGACAAUGGAAGCUCCUUCAGAUUCUCUGAAAGAAGUUCUAGAACUAUGUACAGGAUGGCAGUCCAUCCCGAGGCCAUCAGUCAAAGAGUGAUUGCACAGGAGUCUCAAGUGAAAUAAGAGCUGCAAACAGAUCCGAUCAAAAGCCUUUUACUUUUUAGUAAAUAUACAACAUUCAAACCUCAAACUAAUUUUAUUAAUAGCGGCAAUAUAAAUCUCAGGUUUGUGUGUGUAUGUAUGUAUAAAAAGUAUAUUUUCAGUAUGGGCUUUGCAUCAAGGGGCUCUUGGGCACUGGCUGUGGGUGAUGACUGAUGACUCAGUUUGACAUUUGAGGGUUGUGGCAAUUGUAAGUUUAGGUGAUGAGUAGCGCAAAAGGCACUUCUGGCUUAAGUUUAGAGGCUGCCCAAGAAGGAUAAAGCAUAUACGUCACCCCUUACCUCUCAUAUUAUAAAAUGUAUUUGAUACAUUGAUCAAGGAUUUUGAUAUACUAAUUAAUGUUUAAGUACAAGGCUGAGUGAACC
Molecule: messenger RNA, 1774 nt
Organism: Nelumbo nucifera (sacred lotus)
Lineage: Eukaryota; Viridiplantae; Streptophyta; Magnoliopsida; Proteales; Nelumbonaceae
Product: putative pectate lyase 4
Molecular function (GO): pectate lyase activity
Source: RefSeq, a predicted model, not a curated record